CAGGCAUUCCUCUUGGAGUCUUGGUGGGUCCUUAGAGUCAGUCAGUGGUGAAGCCUGGUUGGCUGGCUAAAUUACUUUAGCUUUUUUUGGGAGAAGUCAGGCUGGCGGUCCUUGAAUUUUCAUCAAAUCUCUACCUAACGAAAUCUGCCCCAUCAGCUCGAGCGGGGGAUUGGGCCACGUCGCCAUUCUUUCUCCACCGUCGGAUCUUUCAUCUAUGGCUAAAAUCAAGCACACAGCCCAUAGGAGCAGACUGCGUCUCGAUUCUUCUCGAGUCUCAAACGGCCACACUCUCGUCCCUUCAUGAUUCCAGUCAAGCACUAUCUCACAUCAUUCCCUCGUUGCUCAUGUCCUCCCCAUCUCAUCUCCAUCAGUGGAGAGGCUACAAGCAACAGGUGGAUUCAAUUUGAUGGCUGAGCAAGAUGGCGGCCUCUCUCACCGUCAAGCAGAAGCGCCAGCAUAGUCUCAGCCUUGGGCUCUCGUACUCAUCGGGUCUCUGACAAAGACGGUGCCUAUCGAAGCUAGCAGAGUAGCUGUGGCAGAACCAGUUUAAAUUAUACCAGUUUUAGUGUACUAAAUAUCUAAAAGCACAUCAACCGGUAUAAUCAUUGGUUCUUCGAGUAACAUCCCGAUAUAGAGCAGGGCUGCUGGACCACCACGCCGGAGUCCAUUAGGAGUGCUGGUGCAGUAAGCUCACUGGAUGGCAAUGUGCUGGCCAUCGACGAGUUGUUGCACAAGAAUCACGGCAGCGCUCAUCUCCUCCACUUCCAUCAGCGGUGCCACGGCCGGCGGCCACUAGUAGCACAUUGGAUUCUCGAUCAGCGACUCCCCCAAUAAAUCAAACAAAAUCCAUUUGAUAUUGCCAUUUAGUACCUGACAAAGCAAGCAAGCAUUAGACUUCGAACCCAAGGUGAGGUCACCCAAAACAAUCCGCUGCGCCUGUUUUGCACUAAUGAAGAAGCUUCUUUUUCAUACUCCACUGUAAAACAAACAAAACGAUUUGGAUUAUCUUACAAUCCACGACCUAUGGUUCUUCGGAUCCACUUUACUGUCAAUUUUUUUGACAUAUUUGCUUGAUUAACCAAGUCUCGGAGCAGGAGGCAGACUACACGUUAUGAUAUCAAUAUAUUUAAACUCGUUUAAAAGGUUUGUCACCGAAAUUCACUUUCGAAAUUUUCACAGCUUCCAGGAUUUUACUAUAUCUUUUAUCCAAAGCCAAGAUAUAUUAUUCAUGUUCCCUCAAAAAUGGAAAACCUCCGUAUACCAAGUCAUUUUAGUUUUCAACCAGUUUCAGCCCAUGUUUGCUAUGAAACUCCUAUCUUUCGACACAAGUGCAUCAUUGUUAAUUUGUUACACGUCAAUAAAACCUCACAUUGAUCACUUACGUAUAUAUGUCGAUGCUCACCCAUGCACUGGCGCUAUACGGUGGCCAACUCUAAACGGCGCGGCAACGUUAUUAUCUGGAUGGUUACCUUCUCUGCUGCCACCGGAGAGGCUGCUGCAAAAGUAAGCCUAAAGAUGCAGGGGAAAAGCGGGCCACACGAAAUCCGUUGCGUGAAGCGGGACUUCCUGCUGCAGACGCUCGAGAACGAGCUGCCCAAGGGCACCAUCAGGUACUCGUCCAAGAUCGUCGCCAUCGAGGAAGAAGGCCACGUCACUGUCCUGCACUUGGCUGACGGUUCCACCAUGAAAACCAAGGUUCUGAUUGGGUGCGACGGCGUGAACUCCGUGGUGGCGAAAUGGCUGGGGCUUCCCAAGCCGAUCCUCUCGGGGCGCUCCGCCACCAGGGGCCUCGCCGAGUACCCCGCCGGCCACGGCCUCGGCCCCGAGAUCCUGCAGUUCAUCGGCCAGGGCUUCCGCUCCGGCGUGCUGCCCUGCUCCGACACCUCCGUCUACUGGAACUACACCUGGUACCCUUCCCCCGCCGACGGGGACGCCGAGGAGAGCGUUGCCAAGAUGCGGAGCUUCGUGCUGGCCAAGCUGCGCGCCGCCAAGAUCCCGGCCGCGGCGCUGGGCGUGAUCGAGCGGAGCGAGAUGAGCGAGGUGGUGUCGUCGCCGCUGCGGUUCCGGUCGCCGCUCGCGCUCGUCCGGGGCAGCAUCAGCCGCGGCGGCGUCUGCGUGGCGGGCGACGCGCUCCACCCGAUGACGCCCGAGCUCGGGCAGGGCGGGUGCGCGGCGCUCGAGGACGGCGUCGUCCUGGCCCGGUGCCUGGGCGACGCCUUCGCCGCCGGGGACGGCGGCCACGAGGGCGUCGCGGCGGCGCUGGGAAGGUACGCCGAGGCGAGGCGGUGGCGCAGCGUCCAGCUGAUCACGGCCGCCUACGUCGUCGGCUUCAUCCAACAGAGCAACAACGUGGUGGUCAAGUUCCUCAGGGACACCUUCCUGUCGCCGUUGCUGGCCAAGACGCUAGUCGCCAUGGCUGACUACGACUGUGGACCCCUAUAAUUCUACUCUCCUUGACAAGGGAAAAAUUGGGGCAAAAAUUAAUCAACACCGCCAUUACCUCCCUGGAAAGAGCGGCCCAAGCUUUGCUGCAAGUUUUAUUUAGCAGGAGAAAAAACAAAAGUAAAGUGGUGUAGCAGCCAUUAGAGUAGGAGGCAAGCACACUAUGUCAUCAGAUGGAACAGUUUUUUUCUGAAACUGUGAUAUCAAACAAAUCAGGAGCAUCAACAAUUUGUGAAAUACACCGUACACGAUGUACUGCUACGUACAGGCACCACCAUGCGUGGCAGCAGAUGCACAUGGCAACAAGUCGUUGCAUUUUUUUAAAGAGGAAUAAGGUUGAUGUCAA
This is a messenger RNA of Panicum virgatum (switchgrass), 2788 nucleotides long. Its product is annotated as monooxygenase 2-like. The coding region runs from base 1405 to 2442 and encodes 345 amino acids. The record is from RefSeq and is a predicted model, not a curated record. Lineage: Eukaryota; Viridiplantae; Streptophyta; Magnoliopsida; Poales; Poaceae. The transcript is spliced from 5 exons. Gene Ontology annotation, molecular function: FAD binding.